Molecule: messenger RNA, 2405 nt
Organism: Carica papaya (papaya)
Lineage: Eukaryota; Viridiplantae; Streptophyta; Magnoliopsida; Brassicales; Caricaceae
Product: internal alternative NAD(P)H-ubiquinone oxidoreductase A1, mitochondrial-like
Cellular component (GO): mitochondrion
Molecular function (GO): NADH dehydrogenase activity
Source: RefSeq, a predicted model, not a curated record
CCUCGUUUGCCAACUCGCAGGAAGGGAAUAUACGGAAAAAUGCUUCCUUCCUCGAAUGCCGUUUUCCAUUUUUCUUUCUUCCUCUCUGAAUUUCUCUGACUAUAAACAAAUAAUUUAUGGUUAUUUAUUCACAGGAUCAGAGAAAGAUUUCUUGAGUCCCAAGUUGGUCUGUCUGACUCCCUCCACUAGCUUACUUCCGCCACCUUUUCUGAUCCACCUAUAUAUAUAUAAACAAACAUUGUUGCUAUUCUUGUUUUAAGUUUUUCAACUCGCCAAUAUUUCGGGUUUUAUAUUUCCAGAGAUCUUGGAAAUAAGCAUUACUAAUUAAAGCUUCAACCCACAAAAACAGAGAAGAUCGUUUCUCCUACACAAACAGUUGAACUUUUUGGAUGAGUUCGUGUAGAAUCUUAUCAAGUUCUUUGCCUCAGCAAGACUGCUCUGUGCAUGGAUCUCUGCCUUUGUGAUUUGUAGUUUUGAUCUUCUACCUAUUUGUUAAUUAUUCAAUAGGUUAAUUUUUCAAGUUAAGGCAUCAAGGUUUGUUCUGAGAACUGGUUUUCUCAAUAUGGCACUGGCAAGAAUUGGAAGAACAGGCUUGAGGAGGUCGGUAAGUGCCAUUGGAAGUCAGUCAAGCGGGAAGGACAUUUUCUGUGAGGGAGUAUUUGGAUACAAAUAUUUUUUACCAUCCCUUGAAAAUGCCAAAGCAAACAGCCAUCUCUCUUAUCUUUCAAGCAUUGGCAAGCUAAAUCACAUGAGUUUUUGGAGCAGGGGACUAAGGGGAUCUCCAUAUUAUCAAUUUCCAUUGGCAGAAAGGGUUUUGGAGGAACACGAAUCUGAAUACGAAGAGCAAAGGUAUCCAGGACUAGAAGCCACCAAACCAGGUGAAAAGCCUAGGGUGGUAGUCCUUGGAACUGGAUGGGCUGCUUGUCGAUUUCUUAAGGGGCUUGACACAAAAACAUAUGAUGCUGUUUGCAUAGCACCAAGGAAUCACAUGGUUUUUACUCCUUUGCUAGCUUCAACUUGUGUUGGAACCUUGGAGUUCCGUUCAGUAGCUGAGCCUGUUAAUCGGAUACAGACUGCAUUGGCAACUAAUCCCAAUUCUCACUUCUACUUAGCUUCCUGCAUUGGCCUUGACACAAAGAAGCAUGAAGUAUACUGUCAGACCAUCAGCAAUGGUGGAUUGCCUCAUGAACCAUACCAAUUCAAAGUGGCAUAUGACAAGCUCGUCAUAGCUGUUGGCGCUGAGCCUUUAACAUUUGGUAUCAAAGGAGUAAAAGAACAUGCCUUUUUCCUCCGGGAAGUGAAUCAUGCACAAGAAAUUAGAAAGAAGCUUCUUUUCAACCUCAUGCUCUCUGAAAACCCAGGCAUAUCAGAAGAAGAAAGGAAACGCCUUUUACACUGUGUUGUCAUUGGAGGAGGUCCAACAGGCGUGGAGUUUAGUGGUGAAUUGAGUGAUUUUAUCAUGAGAGACGUCCGGGAGAGGUAUCCUCACGUUAGAGACUACAUCAAAGUGACAGUCAUAGAGGCUAAUGAGAUUUUAUCAUCCUUCGAUGUGGGGCUACGACAAUAUGCUACAAAACACUUGACAAAAUGCGGUGUUCGCCUUAUGAGAGGAGUUGUGAAAGAGGUGCAUGACAGAAGAAUUGUUCUGAGUGAUGGAAGUGAUGUUCCUUAUGGCCUGUUGGUAUGGUCUACAGGUGUUGGACCCUCUGAGUUUGUGAAAUCACUGGAUCUUCCAAAGUCCCCGGGUGGAAGGAUUGGUGUUGAUAAAUGGUUACGGGUUCCUUCUGUGGAGGAUGUGUUUGCACUUGGAGAUUGUGCUGGUUUUCUUGAAGAGACAGGACGACCAGUGCUUCCAGCUUUAGCUCAGGUUGCAGAAAGGGAAGGAAAGUUUCUAGUGGAGUUGUUUAACAAGAUUGGAAAGCAGAAUGGGGGGAAGGCUUUGAGUGCAAAAGACAUCCCUUUAGGUGGCCCUUUUGUGUACAAGCAUCUGGGUAGCAUGGCCUCAGUAGGUCGUUACAAGGCAUUGGUAGACCUUCGCCAGUCCAAGGAUGCUAAGGGGGUGUCACUUGCUGGGUUUAUAAGUUGGCUGAUUUGGCGAUCGGCUUAUCUGACGCGUGUAGUGAGCUGGCGGAACAGGUUCUACGUGGCUGUGAACUGGGCUACCACGCUGGUUUUCGGUAGAGACAAUUCCAGGAUCGGUUAAAGCAGACAGCUUUACUUUAGAUGUAUUGCUCUGUAGAUUUUGCUCCACGUUCAUUUCAGGCUGUAAACAGAUGUAGCUUAUUUACUGGUUGUAGGUUUCCAAGUUUCAAACUUUGGGGAUAUGGUGGAUAACCCAUAUCAUAUUAAAUGUAUUCUUAGGAUACCCAUUUACAAAUCCAUGGAUUUAUGCGUCUUGAAUUUGA